UUACCGUGUCUUUAAUAAAAAUUAAUCACAGAGCAAAUUUGUAUAAGCAAGUAUCUUCACCAUAAAUUUAUGUUUCCUUUUCAUAUAUUUAAUUAAACUUAUCUACCUCCCACUCUCGGAUAUCAGUUGUCAUUUCUGUCAUUGGAUUAUUGGCCGUCGUUUACAGAAACCGUGGCUCGAUUUAACCCAUAUUCUUAUCUUUUCAAUAGUAUUGUGUGAUGUUGAUUUUAAAAGAACUAUAAUUUAAAAAAAUGAAGUGCAUCUGUGAUGUGUUAUAAGUAAAAAUAUCUGAACACAAGAUACACUAACUAAGUUACUAAGGUUAAAAUUAUGUGUAAUCGAUAUUUACUUGUACAAAGAUAGAAGAAUUUUGUAUUAAAAUAUAAUCAGGGAGAUGGGUCCUCCUCCGGUUGUGACGGGCGUAUCUCCUAAAGAAGGUCCUCCCGGAACUCGUGUAAUAGUCCGUGGUGAAUUUUUGGGUAACAAGGCACAGGAUCUUAUAGGUUUGACGAUAUGUGGAUGUGAUUGUCUUCUGUCAGCGGAAUGGAAAUCUUCUAACAAAAUUAUUGCUAGAUCGGGACCUUGUAAAGGUCGUGGAGAUAUUAUAGUAACUACCCGUAGUGGAGGACAGGGAACAUCAACAGUACAAUUUCGUGGUUACCAUGAAACUAUAGGUCCUAUGAAAGAAUCUGCAGUUUGGGUCGAAGAAGCUCCUAUGCAAAGUUUUGUAUGGGGAAGAAGAACACUGUCCCCAACUAAUUAUCAACAAGAAGAUCCUCUAGGUUUAAGCGUAGAAGGCAACGACAAAAAGUUUCCUGAAGAUGAAUUAAUAGAAUUAUUUGGAGAAGGUAGCGGUGAUCUUACCAGUGAAAAGUUUCACCCUGGAUGGUUUUUAUUGCAACACCAUCAUGCGACCACUUUUGAAGACUUGAAAGCUGGGUUGGCGUAUCUUAAGAGAAAAGUAAAUUCGCAGAAAGAAGGUCAACUAUCAUUUUUGAAGGCUAAUGUAGGCUCGGUAGUAGAACAAUUAGACACAAUAAUGUUGUUGAAAGAACAGUUUGAAAGUGAUAUAAAAACCUAUGGCAAUGAUCCUACUGAAAAAUUAGAAAAAUCUAUUCAGAGGUCUAUGUCAGAGGCUAACAAAUUAUUUGACGAUGUACUAGCAAGAAGAGACAGAGCAGAUGCAACGAGAAAUGCCCUAGCUGUAAUGCAAAGAUACAAGUUCCUUUUUUGUAUGCCAGUUAAUAUAGACAAGAAUAUAAAACGGAGUAAUUACGAUCUUGUAAUUAACGAUUACGCUAGAGUAAAGAAUUUAUUUAAAAACACAGAAAUUGAUGUUUUCAAACAAGUGUUACAAAAAAUCGACGAUAAAAUUGAUAUGCUUAAAGUGCAUCUAAGGAAAAAGCUUGAAGAAAUGCCUUUCAGUUUGGAGGAGCAUAAAAAGAUAAUCAGAAAUCUUAUUAAUUUGGAAGCCGAAGGAGAUCCAGCUUGGGAUGCAAUAGUUUCACAUUCAAAUUACUUAAAGAAAAGUAUUACCGCCUGUAUGCAAGAACAUUUAGAAAUCGAUAACUUGACUGGAGAGGAUUCGAAUAAAAUGAAAUCGGCGCAGAAUAAUAAACAGUUAAAAUCAAACAAAAAUGAUACAACUAAUGUUCCGCCACAAAUAUCGUGUGUUGAAGCUAUUUGUGACAUAAUAGUUGAACAGUUACCCGAUUUAUGGAGAUUAGGUCAAAGUUAUUUUACAGGACAGUUGCACGUUGCAGUGGAUGCAGAGAAACAAAUUCCGUUCAAGAAUUUAGUAUUGUCAAGCAUGCAGCAUGCUAUGGAAGCAAUGAGAGGUAUAUGUAGCAACGAUUUGGACGCCAUAUGGCUUUUGCACAUCUUACGCAGGAUUAGACAAAUGUAUGCUUCGUUAAUUCAUCUGGAUUUGCCAAACGAAGCAUUGGAUAUUUUCGGAAAAUUUAUACUCGACUUAAGGUUGCAGUGUCUCGGGGCUCUUUUUAAACAAACCGCAGAAAGUAUAUCAGCUUUACAUAAAAAGGAAUCGUGGCAAAUGGAAUAUUUAAACGAAGAUGGUGGCCUUACGAAAGUGCCAUACCUAUUUGAAGAAAUGGUUAUGGAAGUUUCGAAACGAGCACGAGAGAAAGUGGUCGCUUGUGGUCCUCGUGAAGGAGCAUUGUUUGCCAAUCCUGCGCAUCAAAAUUUAUAUUACAAUUCUAUCAAAACAUUGUUCACAUCGUUUACGCGAUGUCUACAGAGUUUGGCAUUUAGCGGGUGCGAAGAAGCUCUAGAUGAUGACGAGUCUUCCGUUUCCCAAUUGGUUGGUUCCCCUUCCGGGUAUAAAAGCAAGGGCAACAAACAUCAAGGCCCAACGUGGGAACAAUGCCUGUUAAUCUCGUUAAGUAAUAUUCGCUAUACACUGAACACCAUCCUACCAAGAAUUGGAGACGCAUUAAAGGAUCUGGAUUAUCCAAGUUUAUCAAACGCGGUUGGAUGGAACUCUGAUUGGACGCAACUAGAAACAUUGGAUACCGCUGUCUUGGAUGCAUACUUGGAACGUCGUUGCGAUCCAUUAGUCGGUACAAUCGAGCCGAGCAUGUAUCUAGGCGGUUUAGAAUGGGACUUUGAAACUGAGCCCACUCACGUGAGACCGUAUGCGCAAGAAAUCUUGGCAAAUUUAAUCGGAGUUCAUGCAGAAGUAUUUACCAUUUCAUCCUCAGCUAAAUUGGAUUUUAGAAACACGGCUUUUAUUUAUCGUAACGCUUUCUUUUUCUUACAGGUACGUCGUGUCGCGCCAGCUUUAUUGCAGCGAGUAUUGUCACAUAUAGUAGAAACUGUAGCGGAAGAACUUGCAAGACUUAUGUCAUGCGUGACUCAAUUUCGACCGGCCGGAGUUGUACAAGCACGAACAGACAUUAUAUUUUUACGAAAUGCUUUACAAUUUUACAGUACGACAAGGGCGAAAAACUUCUUCGAAGAAGCUUUAGAUGCAAUACCACAACCUAUUAGCAAAGAAGAUUGCAUGCGAGUCGACAUGCUGUUAUCAAAAGUGGCAACAUCCAUGCAUUUACAAUUGUCGUGUCUUGCCAGUGAUACAAAAAAUAAUACUCCUACGUUGAUUGCUGAUCCUAAUCGUGUUACCACUGUAUAGUUGUACUAGUAACGUAAGCAUCUAAAUUAAUACAACACUCUGCCCACCAACGUUUUAGUGAGAAGUAAACAUCUAAAAGAAGUUUCUAUGAAUAGUUUCAUACCUGUUUUAUUAA
Messenger RNA from Osmia bicornis bicornis, 3266 nucleotides. It is a transcript of the gene Sec5, whose product is annotated as exocyst complex component 2. The record is from RefSeq and is a predicted model, not a curated record. The transcript has 11 exons. NCBI's taxonomy places the organism in Eukaryota, Metazoa, Arthropoda, Insecta, Hymenoptera, Megachilidae. The coding region runs from base 395 to 3151 and encodes 918 amino acids. Gene Ontology annotation, biological process: Golgi to plasma membrane transport; exocytosis. Gene Ontology annotation, cellular component: exocyst.